AUGGCUAUGUCAAAACACCCUGGGAAGCAGGAAAUCUCGACAGGGACUGGCAGUGACCACUCAUUCAGUCCCAGCGAUGAUGCUGCUGUCGGCACUGUCUCCAAUGUAACAGCUGGCUCACAGGCUUUGCAUCGCAAAUUGCGAGGGAGGGAGGUUCAGCUCUUCGCCAUCGGUGGCGCUAUUGGCACCUCACUCUACGUACAGAUGGGCGAAGCUCUACCGAAGGGAGGACCGGCCGGUCUCUUCAUUGCUUUCUUAAUAUGGGGAACUGUAAUGUGGGCAGUGAACGAAUGUUUCGCUGAGAUGGUCACAUUUCUACCAGUCCCGUCACCUUUCGUCCGCUUCGGCAGUGAGUGGGUAGAUGAUGCUCUGGGGUUUGCAAUGUCAUGGAACUUCUUCUUCGGUAUAGCAUUCCUCGUGCCUUUUGAGCUCGUGGCGAUGAAUAUCAUGAUUACCUUCUGGACGGAUAAAGUGCCUGUUGAGGCUAUUAUCGUCGCGAUGAUCGUUCUCUAUGCGCUGUUGAACAUGAUAAGUGUUCGAUAUUUUGGGAUCAGCGAGUUUUAUCUUUCUAUCUUCAAAGUGUUGCUGAUGGUUGGCCUUUUCUUCUUCACUUUCGUCACUAUGCUUGGAGGGAACCCUUUGCAUGAUCGUUAUGGGUUUCGAUACUGGAAUAAGCCUGGGGCGUUUGUUGAAUAUCUUGCGGAUGGGGGAACUGGGAGAUUUCUUGGGAUCUUGUCAUGCCUUUACCAGGCCAGCUUCUCAAUUUGCGGACCCGAAUACAUCUCAAUGGUCGCAGCGGAGACCAAGAACCCGCGUAAGAUUUUACCUCCAGCGUUUCGAUCUUUUGUUUGGCGCAUCCUUGUCUUUUUCGUCGGAUCUGCGCUAUGCAUGGGGAUUGUCAUCCCAUACAAUGACCCAACGCUCUCGGCCAUUCUAGGAGGAAGCAUAUCCGGUUCGGGUACUGGAGCCGCAUCACCAUAUAUUAUCGCUAUGGAGCGUCUCAAGAUCUCGGGUCUUCCUCACGUCGUCAAUGCGUUGAUUAUGACAUCCAUAUUCAGCGCCGGUAAUGGUCUCCUUUUUACAGCAACCCGUACAUUACACGGCAUGUCGAUCACAGGCCAUGCGCCUCGAUUUUUCUCCCGGUGCACAAAAGCCGGAGUGCCAAUAUACGCAUUAUUCUUCGCUCUUUCUUUCUGUCUCCUUGCGUUUCUUCAGGUUAAUACCUCAUCUGCCGAGGUCAUGAACUAUCUCGUGGACCUCGUUACAUGCUGUCAGUUGAUUAAUUACGCUUUUACGGCGUUCACAUAUCAUCAUUUUUACUCGGCUCUAAAACGACAAGGAGUUUCACGGGAUACCCUCCCUUAUAAGGGAAAAUUCCAACCCUACACAUCAUAUCUAGCUAUGGGUGGCACAACAUUCAUGGUCCUUGCUGGUGGCUAUGAUAUUUUUCUUAAGGGCGGAUGGUCUGUACUGUGGUUCUUUUUGGAUUAUGGCAUGAUCGGGUUCUUUGCUGUGGCAUUCGUUGGCUGGAAGCUCGCAUUCAGAACUAAGUAUGUCACUCCCGGAACUGCUGACUUGAGCUUGGGUGGCUUGAAGGAGGAGAUUGAUACUUACGAGGCUAUUCAUGCUAUGGUCAGUGAGGGACAGGGAGAUAACUUGAAGGUCAGUUUAUGGAAUAGGCUCGUUGGUUAG
This is a messenger RNA of Penicillium malachiteum, 1692 nucleotides long. Its product is annotated as amino acid permease. Gene Ontology annotation, molecular function: amino acid transmembrane transporter activity. Bases 1 to 1692 code for a protein of 563 amino acids. Gene Ontology annotation, cellular component: membrane. NCBI's taxonomy places the organism in Eukaryota, Fungi, Ascomycota, Eurotiomycetes, Eurotiales, Aspergillaceae. The transcript has 4 exons. The record is from RefSeq and is a predicted model, not a curated record. Gene Ontology annotation, biological process: amino acid transmembrane transport.